AAAGAGCGAAGAAAAAGCAAAGGCGAUUUAAGAUGAAACAAAUCGGGGAACUCGACCCGACGUCCAUCUCAACUCGCAUGUCGGAAGCAGGGCGCUAAGAACGACAUGGGGACGCAAAAGGGAAAGAAGAGGGAACAGGACGAUGCGCGGGGCUCGUCGCUUUCCAAUGACUCAAGCCGGUCAGCCGACGAGGCUGAUGGGCCGCCGGCAGCGGCCGGUGGGCCAAACGACGAGCGGAGGCAUGACGACAAGAAGCAUAAGCAGAAGAAGAGAAGGGGUGCAAACGCCUGCGUGAUUUGCCGUCGGCUCAAGAUGCGCUGCGUGCCGCUCGAGCCCGAGCUCGCUGAUCGCGAUAACCCCGGUCCUCCAUGCCAGCGCUGCGCCCGGCUGGGCCACGAGUGCCGCUUCGACUCGCUGCCGCGCGGCAUGAGGGCCCAGCAGGCGAGGCUGCUGCUGCUCCAGCAGCACCUCCAGCGCGAGGCUUCUGCGCCCCCGCCGGGUUCGUCCGUAAAUGUGGCAGAAGGCAAAGACAAGGAAGGAAUGAUGCUCUUGGCGAAGCUCGAGGAGGCACGGAGGCAGCUCGAGGCCCACAAUGCACGGCAGCAGGCGUCCCGCGCUCCUGCAGGGUCAGAGGCGGAGGUAGCCUUGCAACAGCAGCAGCAGCAGCAGCAGCAACAACAACAACAACAGCAAAAGCCGUGGCUGGCGACGACAGGAGCGACACAGGGCAAUCAGACAUCGCCGGUCAGUUCCAACUCCGGCGGCUCAGCCUGGACGGCAACGGACACGCCCUGGAUUGAGCAUGACGGCGUUCACUGGCCUUUCGCCUCCUCUUCCUUGACGACAUCGGUGACGGGCGCAUCCCAAGAGCUUCCCUUCCAGACUGUUAUUCCCGGUGCAGGCGCAGGCUCAGGCUCGAGCACCAGCUCGGGUCCCCAGUCCCGACGCGAGAGCCGGCAGAGAGAGAAAAAGAGGCGCAAGCUAGGCCCGCUGCUGCCGUCUGACAGCCUCAUGGACCCUCUCGGCAUGCUGGCCGAGGCUUCGCUGGGCAACGAUGGCGACGAAGCCAAGAUUGGUGGCGACGAAGACGAGGAGAAGGGCGGAAAGGGAUUGGUGAAUGCGACGACGCCUGUCGCUGCCGCUGCGGCGGCGGCCAAUGCGGGGCAAGAGGUGACGAGCGAGCGAUACUUUCGACGGAAGAAUAAGGCAGCUCCAUUUCGGCGGGGCAACGAAGAGUGUCACGGUCACCGCCUGCUCGAGUCGGGCCUGCUGUUGUGGGCAGACGUGUGCACCUUCUUUGACGUCUUUUUCGACCGCUGUGCCCAGCACUUUCUCCUCCUCGACGCCAAUUUCCACACGCCGGACCUCGUCGCCAGUCGGUCGGCCUUUCUCCUCGCCGCCAUCUGCACAGUGGCGAGCCGGUACGUGGGCGACGAGAGGCGCGCGGGGCUGAAUGGCGAGUGCUUCGACGAGGCCACGCGCCUAGCUGCCCAGUGCCUAACCAAAGGCACGAAGAGCGUCGAAAUUGUGCAGGGCCUGCUGCUCCUAUCGAUGUGGAUGCCUGCCUCCAAGCACUGGGAGGACGAUCGCGCAUGGGUAUACAGCGGCCUGGCGAUGCGCAUCGCCACCGACCUCGGCCUGUCGUACCACCAGGGCGCCUUUGACGACAUGCCCUACGACGUGCGGCUCGAGGUGGUGAAUCGGCAGCGGACGUGGCUGUGCUGCUACGCCGUCGACAAGAGCUUCUCGGCCCUGAUGGGCAAGCCAGACAUGCUCCACGACGACGACCUGAUCGUGCACUGCCGCUGGUGGUGCCUCAGCGCUAGCGAUGGGCGCGAAGACGAACGGCUUGCUCGGCCAUGGCACGCCGCCAUCGCAGCCUUUGUCGACCUGCUCCGCACGCUGUGCAGGCAGCUCAAGCACCUCCGCUCAUGGAACCUUUCCCGGCCGACGACGACGACGACGAUGACGAUGAUGGCCAAGACGACCACCACCACCAAAGCGGGGUCCACUCACGAGGACGAUGGACACGAUGCCAAAAUGGUCUCCAUCAACAUCUUCAACGAGGAGCUCGACGAGUGGAACAGCUUCUGGAAUUCGCGCAAGCUCUUUACGCUGCCUGAACGAUGCAAGACUGCCGAGCUGGACCGCGAUUCGAAGCUGCUCCUCUCGCUGCACCAGCAGUGGCCUCUCCGGCUGAGCUAUGCAAGGCUCAUUGUCAACUCCUUUGGCCUGCAGCAUUGCCUCAAUCGCCAAAAGAGGCGAGGCAAGGAGGGUGUCGAUGUAGGGCUUUUCUUUGCCGUCUGCUGGCGAUCGGCACGCGGUGUCAUUCUCGCCGCCAAGGACGGCAUGCGUGGCUCGCUGCGCUGGGGCGCAGACACGCAGCUCGUCAUGGUUACAUACGCCAGCGUCUUUCUCCUCAAGCUCGUGCGCAGCCAGGCCAAGCUGGCAGAGUAUCACAACAAGGCCGAGGCUAUCGCCCUCGUCCGCGAUGCCGCCGACCUGUUGGGCAGCCUUGCAGCGGGCAAGACGCACACGGCUACACUCUAUGCCAGUUUUCUGCGCUCGCUUCUCGACGCACAGCCCCAGGCAGACACUGACGCCACGCAAGAGCAGCAGCAGCAGCAGCAGCAGCAGCCCACGCCGACGCAGCCACAUACUGCACCGACCAUCCCCACCACCGCGGAUAGCUUCGACAUGCCGUUGAACGGGCCCGACACGUUCAAUUUCCUUGCGGCGCAGUCCCAAGACGACCCGGCAAUCUCGGCAGAGUGGAUCUCUAGUCUCGAAGACCUGCCCGCGUUCCACAAUACGCUAAUGAACCUGCCAGAGGACGGCAUCCUCAACGACAGCUUCUGGUCCGAGCUGCUGCCCUCCUACGGCUAUAGCCAGCCGCAUCCCUACGACGCUGCCCCUUCUGCAUUGCAGCCCGUGAAUCUGCCUUUUCAGCAUUCCAGUACUUAAGCGCAGACGUCCUUCAUAGCCAGCCCACUUCGGAGCCAGCCCCCUUCAUAGCCAGCCCCAUUCGUAGCCAGCCCCCUUCAUAGCCAGGCCCUACUGUAUCAUAGCAUAAGCCUCAUCGCACCGCAACAUUCAUGUCGUGACCUGAGCCAAGUGCAG
Acaromyces ingoldii is the source of this 3120-nucleotide messenger RNA. RefSeq lists its product as hypothetical. The record is from RefSeq and is a predicted model, not a curated record. Gene Ontology annotation, molecular function: zinc ion binding; transcription cis-regulatory region binding; DNA-binding transcription factor activity, RNA polymerase II-specific. The transcript has 2 exons. Gene Ontology annotation, biological process: DNA-templated transcription; regulation of DNA-templated transcription. Gene Ontology annotation, cellular component: nucleus. NCBI's taxonomy places the organism in Eukaryota, Fungi, Basidiomycota, Exobasidiomycetes, Exobasidiales, Cryptobasidiaceae. Bases 106 to 2964 code for a protein of 952 amino acids.